GAAGUCGUGAUGGCCGUGGCCUGGCUGCACGCCAGGGGCUACGUGCACCUCGACGUCAAGCCCGAGAACAUCAUGCUGUGCGGCGGCCGAUGGAAGCUCAUCGACAUGGACGGGUGCAUGCGCGCUGGCACGGAAGUCAAGUUGAACGAUUCCUCCGUCUCGUUCUCGCCGUGCUACUGCGCUCCCGAGUUUGCGCGCUUCGUCGUCAAAGGCGGAACCAUGACCGUGCAACCGAGCAUGGACGCGUGGAGCGUGGGGAUCACGAUCGCCGAGCUGGUUACCCUGAGCCCCCUGCUGCGGGAGCGGUACAAGGAGAUCACCGACGGCCAGCCGCGCCACGCAGGCAGCGCUCGCUUCCUGCGGUGGCUCGGGGCCGUCCAGGCCGCGCCGCUCCCGAGGCCACCCGCGUGGGCGGGAGAGGGCCGCUUCGAGGCCCUGCUGUGCGCCUGGCUGCUCGUGCCCAAUCCGGAGCGCCGGAGGACACUGGCGCAGAGCUUGAAUGCCCCGUACUUCCCGCGGAAGGACACGGAGUGAAAGCAUCCCUCCCGCGACGUUUCGGACACCAUGGCCACAGUGGCCCGCUACCUGGACAUCUCGCGGAGAGCAGCGAGUCGGGAUGA
Molecule: messenger RNA, 620 nt
Organism: Prorocentrum cordatum
Lineage: Eukaryota; Dinophyceae; Prorocentrales; Prorocentraceae
Source: the annotation of a GenBank genome assembly